Molecule: messenger RNA, 2387 nt
Organism: Oreochromis aureus
Lineage: Eukaryota; Metazoa; Chordata; Actinopteri; Cichliformes; Cichlidae
Product: olfactomedin-4-like
Exons: 7
Coding region: 67-1449 (460 amino acids)
Biological process (GO): signal transduction
Source: RefSeq, a predicted model, not a curated record
GGAAUGUUCACAAGCUGCUGCAGCAGUUUACAGAUGGUUUUGUGCAACUCUGCUCUCUGAUUCACCAUGAAGCUGUACGUGAUCAUUCCACUGUGUGCUCUGCUCACCCUCACCCAACAGGCACCUCCACGAGAAAAGUGUGCAUGCGAGCUGAAUAACUCAGAGAAGGCAUUCCCUCAUGGAAAACUCAGGAUAGUUGAAACCAACGCAUCAGACUGCAACAGCAACAUCACCCCACAGAAGACUGUGGAGCUGGAGAGUCUGCUGCUGGGGUUGGAGCGUCGUCUUUCCCAGCUGAACAAAGACGUGCUGAUCCUGGAGAAGGAGGAUGACGGAGAGCUGUAUGGAGUUCUCAGCUUGUAUGUUAUAGAGAAUGAAAUGACUGAGAUCAAGCAGCUGAUUGACAAGCUCAACAGCACCACCCAACAACACCAGAUCCUCACUGCUAACGCCACUGAACAGUUGGAUAACCUGAAAGCAGAGAUGCAAGAGCUGGAGAAGUUCGACACCAUGCAGGUGAUAAAGGGACAACAAGUCAACUCUGCUCUGAAGGCAGAUCUAUUCAAGUGCAACAAAAAACUGAACACUACCGUCACACCCACUGAGCCUCCACAGGGUACGUGUCCACGCAGCCGGCUUCUUAAUGUCACUGGACCAAGGGUCUACACAGCAGGAGAAUAUCCUGGCUCGUAUGCUUACGGAGCCUGGGGUCGUGAUCCCAGACCAGAGGAAGGCAAAGAGAGCUGGUACUGGCUGGUCAUGUUGACUUCCAGUAACAUAUAUGCCCACUAUGUUCGUCUUUACAGCAGCCUGAGUUCUCUCAUCAUUGGAGUGAGCGUCCCAGGUAACGUCCAGAUCCACUCCUCAAACCCAACUACCAACACCAUCCAGGGUCCAAAUAAUGUUCUGUAUGGAGGGGCUUUGUACUACAACUGUUACAACCAAGAUUAUGUUUGUCGAUUCAAUCUCACCACUAAAAGUGUCACGACCUUACAACUACCAAAAGGCACCAGGUACAACUCAAAAGGUAACUUCUGCCACCUUGAGGAAUGCUACCCAUACACUGACCUGGACCUGGCAACAGAUGAGUCUGGUGUCUGGGUGGUCUACACCACCACCCAGGACUUUGGCAACUUGGUUCUCUCCAAGCUAGAGGAGGGUGAACCACCAGUGCUUGGAAAGACCUGGCGCACUUCAGUCUACAAGCGGGCAGUGACCAACACCUUCAUGGCGUGUGGUGUUCUCUAUGCGACACGUUACAUUAACAGGGAGGUCGAGGAGAUCUUUUACUCAUUCAACACCGUAACGGGACAGGAGAGGUUCAACAUUGGCAUCUUCAUGAACAAAAUGUCCACCAACAUUCAAAGCCUAAACUACAGCCCUGUGGACCAGAUGCUGCAUGCUUACUGUGACUCCAACAUGGUUUCCUACAAGGUGUUGUUUGGGUAAAUACAUAUGUUGAUGCUUGAAGCCAAUUUUCACAUAAAUGAAAUAAACAUAAAAACCUCCCUACUUCCUCCUUGUGAUAUUUGCCAUUUAGGUGGUUAAUUCUACUGGAGAUAUCUGUGAAUCUUUCUCCGAUGCAUUUACAGUCAAAUUUAAUUUGUGCAACAUUUUAAAUUCUCCUUUAAGAAUCAGAGAAAAUCUUCCACAUUUUAAAGCUCACAAUUUAAGUGCAGACCACUGAAAGUGUAAGAGCUCUUGCAAAGAAGUUGCAGUCACUGAAUCAACCAUGAAUUGCUCAGUACACCAAAGUAUUCUGGAGUUAAUAGUGAAUCCAAUUGUCUGACAGCUGGUGCCCAGAUGGGGUCAUUCAACGGGAAAAUGAUGCCACACAGCAGCAAAUCUACAACUGAAUUAUUAAAAAAGCAAAGAAAAAAUCAGGGUGUUGCAAUGGCAACUGCAGUCCAGCUCUCAACCCAGCUGAGAUCCUGUGAGAGCUGUGCAUAAGAAAAACCUCCAUAGCUUAAUGAACCAAAGCAAUGUUGUAAAUCAGACAAAAUUCCUCCAUAAUGAUUUGAGAGACCAGUAAAGUCAUACAGAAAGAUUACUGCAAGUUAUUGCAAGAUGGUUCUACAGAUUAUAAAAUUAUGGGCUUUAUAUCUUUUUACACACUGCUUCUAUAUCUGGCUUAGAUUUUCUUAAAUAAAUGAUAUGUCAUGUGUUAUUCAUCUGAGGUUGUAUUUAAAUUAUUUCCUGGUAAGGAGCAGAUUGUUUUGUUAUUAUUAUUUUCUGAUAUACAAAACCCUGGAAUUGCAAUAGGGUUUAUGUAGCUACCGCAAGGAUUGACGUAGGCACGAUGUAGAGUUAUUAAACAGGGUUUAUUCUGGUCUUGACAACCCGUGAGAACUGCUCAUGUCCGAAACAAUAAAAAAACCAUCACAUCA